Anopheles stephensi (Asian malaria mosquito) is the source of this 1635-nucleotide messenger RNA. It is a transcript of the gene Ppcdc, whose product is annotated as phosphopantothenoylcysteine decarboxylase. Gene Ontology annotation, molecular function: FMN binding; phosphopantothenoylcysteine decarboxylase activity. Gene Ontology annotation, cellular component: phosphopantothenoylcysteine decarboxylase complex. NCBI's taxonomy places the organism in Eukaryota, Metazoa, Arthropoda, Insecta, Diptera, Culicidae. The record is from RefSeq and is a predicted model, not a curated record. The coding region runs from base 637 to 1209 and encodes 190 amino acids. The transcript is spliced from 2 exons. Gene Ontology annotation, biological process: coenzyme A biosynthetic process.
UGCUCCCUCUCGCGCGUCAAACAGGGAUAUUUUCGGCCGUCACAGCAUCCCCACAAAAUAUCCCGCGUUGCAAUCGUUUCGGUGGUGUGCUGCAGUGAGUAAAAUAAGAGAUUUGUGUAAAUUCGUUCUUGAAACUGGUUUUUGCGAUAGUUAAGCAUCUUGGGGUGGGCGGUGAAGCGUUACUUUAGUUAAAUUUGCUGUAAAUCAACCGAAUCCAACUACAAACAUAGAAAAAGUCAUGAAAUUUAUGUAACAUUGCCAGCGAUUGGGCAACACGAUCACUUGUUCCUGCACCGUAACGAUGACGUCUAUGACAUUUGGGCAGAAAAAGUUCAUUCCAACUGCACCGGAUAAGGGAAGCUUCCCGCUGGAUCACGGCGGCCAGUGCCGCAAGCUGAUGCUGUUCUAUAUGCGCUGUUUGCGCGAAAACGCCGACGAUAAUUCUGCAUGCCGGGAGGAAUCGAAAGCCUAUCUGCAGUGCCGUAUGGAUAACGACCUGAUGGCAAAGGAAGACUUUGCCAAGCUAGGUUACAGUGAGUCGGAAAAGAGGAAACCAGAACAAUCCUAGUUCAACCCUUCAAUCACCGUGUAAAUAUUCCCCCAACAAAUCAUCAAAAACACACACACACACACACAAUGAAAGUGAAGAAAAACAUUCUCGUCGGAUGUACCGGCAGUGUGGCAACGAUCAAGCUUCCCCUGCUUGUGGAAAAGCUACUUCAGUUGGUCGAUUUUGAGCUGCAAGUACACGUCAUAGUAACCGAACGUGCGCGGCAUUUCUUCACCCCCGAUGAGCUUCCCGGUACGGUCACCCUACACACCGACGAGGAAGAGUGGACCAGCUGGCAGAAGCGCGGUGACCCGGUACUACACAUCGAGCUCGGAAAAUGGGCCGAUCUGCUGGUGAUUGCACCACUCGAUGCUAACAGCCUAGCGAAGAUGGCCAACGGGUUGUGUGACAAUCUGUUGCUCUGCACCACCCGGGCCUGGGAUCCGGCGAAACCGUUACUCUUCUGUCCGGCCAUGAACACGCGCAUGUGGGACCAUCCGAUUACGGGAGCGCAGAUAGCGACGCUUAAAUCAUGGGGCCACCGGGAGAUACCGUGCAUCGCGAAAACGCUCAUGUGCGGUGAUACGGGACUGGGAGCGAUGGCCGAGGUAGACACGAUCGUUAGUACGGUCCGCGAAACGUUACUAGAACAGGGAUGAUUGUUUUAACAUACAGAUAGAGAAAUGCAUUCAAACUUACACACCGAAACAUUCCAACGUGCUGCUGAGUUCGUGUCACCGCGGUUCUUUCAUUUCUGUUCGUUGAUUCAAUUCGAAAUGUGGUUCACAACAAUGUGUUCGUUUUUACAUAUUUUCUUUAUGAAUCUCUUCUUAUCGUGCUACCACAAAUGUAGCUUUUCUUCUCCCCGUUGUUUUCACUUUAUGUGUUUUUCUUGCUUCGUUUUGUUUUGUUCAUACUUUUCGCACGAGUUUUAUUAUCAGUUUGCUGCUCUCUUUUGCUUCUCUGCUUAUUGUGUCAGUUUUAGCUGUUGUAUCGUUUGUGUGUGGCUUCUUCUGCUGUGUUUGUUUUUUUUUCACAGUAGUGUGAUAAUAAAUUACCUUACUUUGUCGUUAGCAUUAUUUGCA